Messenger RNA from Polyodon spathula (Mississippi paddlefish), 3877 nucleotides. RefSeq names its product G2/mitotic-specific cyclin-B3-like. NCBI's taxonomy places the organism in Eukaryota, Metazoa, Chordata, Actinopteri, Acipenseriformes, Polyodontidae. The record is from RefSeq and is a predicted model, not a curated record. The coding region runs from base 501 to 1955 and encodes 484 amino acids. The transcript has 2 exons.
CACAAACCUCGCUGAGCUGAAGAGCUGCCAGGAAUAUAUGGCACCCAUGAAUACUUUACAAAAAAGCAUGAUUACAUCAGUGCUUGGUUACAGUUGCACUGCAUGAGAACCACUGAAACUCUAGCCUAGUGUAAAGCACAGUGAAAUCAUGGUACAAGCACAACAAAGUACAGUAAAGCCUAGCAAAGCACAGUGAAACGAGAAUGCCGACGACUCUGAUGUUGGUCAAACCCGUGUUCCAUGUGAAACCCUGACUGGUACAGCAGGAAUGCUGCAACGUGCUACAGCUCUUUGCAAAGUGGCAGAGUAAAUUGUACUGCACCAGUACUAACCUGCCCAGCUUCAACAAUUUCAAACACAUGCCAGGGCCAGAAUGGGUCUAAAAACCACACCUUUCCAGCUGCAUUGUCUUCAGGGAUAUAGAAAUUUCACUGGAUCCAAGCAAACACCUACAUGCUGAAAAGGGCAGGUUUACAUUUGACUUGCUUUGAUUUUCAGGUAUGACAACUUUGAUGGUCUACAUGGGAUUGUUUACUCAAGUCACGAGUCUGCCUCAAUUACACUGUAUACCCAUCCUACUGCAGGAGUCUCAAAACACGAGUCAGCCUCAAUUACACUGUAUACCCAUCCUACUGCAGGAGCUAAACACGAGUCAGCCUCAAUUACACUGUAGACCCAUCAUACUGCAGGAGUCUCAAAACACGAGUCAGCCUCAAUUACACUGUAUACCCAUCCUACUGCAGGAGCUAAACACGAGUCAGCCUCAAUUACACUGUAUACCCAUCCUACUGCAGGAGUCUCAAAACACGAGUCAGCCUCAAUUACACUGUAUACCCAUCCUACUGCAGGAGCAAAACACGAGUCAGCCUCAAUUACACUGUAUACCCAUCCUACUGCAGGAGCAAAACACGAGUCAGCCUCAAUUACACUGUAUACCCAUCCUACUGCAGGAGCAAAACACGAGUCAGCCUCAAUUACACUGUAUACCCAUCCUACUGCAGGAGCAAAACACGAGUCAGCCUCAAUUACACUGUAUACCCAUCCUACUGCAGGAGCAAAACACGAGUCAGCCUCAAUUACACUGUAUACCCAUCCUACUGCAGGAGCAAAACACGAGUCAGCCUCAAUUACACUGUAUACCCAUCCUACUGCAGGAGCAAAACACGAGUCAGCCUCAAUUACACUGUAUACCCAUCCUACUGCAGGAGCAAAACACGAGUCAGCCUCAAUUACACUGUAUACCCAUCCUACUGCAGGAGCAAAACACGAGUCAGCCUCAGCUACACUGUAUACCCAUCCUACUGCAGGAGCAAAACACGAGUCAGCCCCAAUUACACUGUAUACCCAUCCUACUGCAGGAGCUAAACACGAGUCAGCCUCAAUUACACUGUAUACCCAUCCUACUGCAGGAGCAAAACACGAGUCAGCCUCAAUUACACUGUAUACCCAUCCUACUGCAGGAGCAAAACACGAGUCAGCCUCAAUUACACUGCAUACCCAUCCUACUGCAGGAGCAAAACACGAGUCAGCCCCAAUUACACUGUAUACCCAUCCUACUGCAGGAGCAAAACACGAGUCAGCCUCAGUUACACUGUAUACCCAUCCUACUGCAGGAGCAAAACACGAGUCAGCCUCAAUUACACUGUAUACCCAUCCUACUGCAGGAGCAAAACAUGAGUCAGCCUCAAUUACACUGUAUACCCAUCCUACUGCAGGAGCAAAACACGAGUCAGCCUCAGUUACACUGUAUACCCAUCCUACUGCAGGAGCAAAACAUGAGUCAGCCUCAAUUACACUGUAUACCCAUCCUACUGCAGGAGCAAAACACGAGUCAGCCUCAGUUACACUGUAUACCCAUCCUACUGCAGGAGUCUGAAAACACGAGUCAGCCUCAAUUACACUGUAUACAGCAGCUUGAGACAAAUGCUACCUAUAUUAAGUUUGUUCAAUUGUAAGAAAUAUCUGCCCUGCUUCUGAAAUGCCCUUGCUACAUAGAUUCCAGAGCAGGCACUGGGCUUGCUGUGUGGAAAGGAAACUUUGAGGUUGUUCACAUGACAGUAUGCAAGAUGGCAUUAUACGAGCGUACUAUAGUAAGAGAAGCUGGGAACCCAAUGGAGUUACUCCUUUAAUACAGAAGUCAGCCGGACCAUUCCAGCAGCCACAUUGUGCUGGCAGUGCAGUUUUUCUAAUUCAUUAAUAAAAGGGCAAAGUCUGUAAAAGGGCAUGACUGUGUAACUAUUUACCACACUUAUUGAGGAAAGGGUUUUUUGCUUAUUCAUGCAGCAACAAUAAGCACAUGGUUUGCAUUUCAAAGUGUUGCAUGGCUGGCCCUGUUGUAAUGUACUCAAACAGUACAUCCAUUCUUCAUCAGUGUAAAGAUCAUGCAAUAGAAGCUGCAUCAUUCAGAUUCAGUGGGAAGUAUCUCUGCUAUUGAUCUAGGACUGUGUAAGACAGUGCUGGAGGCUCAUUCUAAUCAAAGAAUAACAGUUGCAAUCACACAAAGAGAACUAUUUUAGGGUUUGGAAGAGGCUGGAUUGGUUCGAAGAAACUAGAAGAGGUGGAAGAAAGACCAGGAGUGGAAGAGCCCACUCUCUUGUAAAAGGGAGGAAACCACAAUCCCUGCAAAAUCAAAACCACUUGGCGUGUCCAGUAGUAAGUAGGGUCAGCACCUUGCUGCCGUUAAUUGAUCAGUUAACACAUUAAAAACACACCUGCACGUCAAGACAUUGAGGUAAAGCAGUUAUAUUUCCAGGAACGACGGAGCUGAAUGGACGUCUCUCUCAGAGUUCACAUGCAAGACCAGGACUUUCUGUGGUGUCAGCAACUAAACUGAACUCCACCCCUGGGCAGCAGUGGGGUUAAAGGGUUUCAAGAAUCUGGAACUUGUUAUAUAUUUUUUCUUGUUAUAAGGUGGGUAUGCUGACAUGUUUUCGCAUUGAUCAGUACAACAUACAGUAAAUGUGCUUUAUUUGCAGUACAGGGACCAGCUCUUACUGGGCAGUAGAACACAUUUCUCUCCAAUACAGGUGUAUGGGCAGCUCUUACUGGGCAGUAGAUCACAUUUCUCUCUAAUACAGGUGUAUGGCACCUUAAAGCAGCCUCUGCCCAGUUGGUAACCCAUUCAGGUUGCAUGGAACACUUCUGUAUUUAAAAAAAAAUAAAAAAAACAGCAACAUUUUGAACGCUGCCACUCAGCAGUAAAAAUAAAUAAAUAAAAAGAAUGCUUUGGUUGCAUCACUAUACAAUUCCCAGAAGUGAAGAAACAUCAAAUCAGUCAGGGUUAGCAUUUUCAAAAAUUUUAUGAAAAAGGGUUCCUGUAAAAAGGAAAGGAGGGGGGGGGGGGUUCAUCCGAAAGACUUGGUUCAACUGUGAAAGCUCACGUAUAAAAUCAUUUCAAACCAAGUGUAUCGAACAAGUCAUUUCAUGGAAUGCAUACAUCAUACCUGGAUCAGACACGCAGGUACUGAACAGUGAAGAGCUCCAUACACAAGCUAGUGAACUACAUAAUGAAACCCUUAGUAGGGCAAUGAAUGAACCUGUCAAUAAACAAUGCAACACAAAUACAUACAGAACUGCAACCAUAUUCGUGAUAUGGCCAAACUCUAUAAAAUGUCCAGUGUACCAUUCAUUUCAAAACUGAAACAAAAAACCUUGAUGAGAGCAAACAGCAGCAACUUCCCCUCUGAAAAGAGCUGUUUAACUGGAGAGGAACAGAAAGGACUGCAGCGCUGGCAUCACAAGCAAACGUAACAAGUCUCUCAUGUACAGCUCACGGUUCUGAGGUCAUGUACGAGGUUCUUUUCAAAGUGGCUUGCUGGGGAUAUUACAAACAUUGUGUUAAGUCUUUAAAUAAAAAAAUAAAAAAAUAAAAAAAAAA